AUGGUGUCUUUCGACACCGAGUUCCCGAGAUGCACCCUCCUCCCGCAGAAGCCGCACUACCUUCUCUCGGCGGAGGAGCGCUACGCUUUCUUGAAGGCCAACGUAGAACGGUCGAAAUUGACCCAACUCGGUCUCACCCUCUUCGACGCCGAUGGCAAUCUUCCCGGCGGCGUUGGAGAGGCUUUCAUCUGGGAGUUCAAUUUCUGCGACUUUGACGUCUGUCGAGACAAAUUCGAUUACAAUUCGGAUGGAAUCGAUUUCAGAAUGCUGUUUCUCAAGGGGAUCGACCCCGGUCGCUUUGCUGCGUGCUGUCACAGUGCUGGUCUCGUACGUCAUUGUCCAUGCUGCUCCACCACCGCAGACUGGAUCGCCUUCGGCAGCGUAUACGACUUCGGUUACCUUGUAAAGGCUUCAUCUUUGGACCAACUACUACCCGAAACUCUGAAUGAAUUUUUACUGCAAGUGGCCUAUUUGUUCGGUAAUUUUAUGGACGUCAAGAAUCUGAUGAGCCACUGUGAUGGAUUGUCCGGUGGAUUAGAGAAGGUUGCCAGGACUCUGGCGAUAACUCGGGAAGUUGGUGGCGCGCACGAGGCAGGGUCUGAUAGUUUGUUGACCACGAGAGUCUUCUUGGAGAUGAAGAAGCUGUUCUUCACCACUGAAGUUGACAUGGCACCGUAUGGGAAUGUCAUUUGGGGUUUGUGA
Molecule: messenger RNA, 702 nt
Organism: Zingiber officinale
Lineage: Eukaryota; Viridiplantae; Streptophyta; Magnoliopsida; Zingiberales; Zingiberaceae
Product: probable CCR4-associated factor 1 homolog 11
Exons: 1
Coding region: 1-702 (233 amino acids)
Cellular component (GO): CCR4-NOT complex; CCR4-NOT core complex; P-body
Molecular function (GO): poly(A)-specific ribonuclease activity; nucleic acid binding
Source: RefSeq, a predicted model, not a curated record